Salvia miltiorrhiza (redroot sage) is the source of this 705-nucleotide messenger RNA. RefSeq lists its product as uncharacterized. Lineage: Eukaryota; Viridiplantae; Streptophyta; Magnoliopsida; Lamiales; Lamiaceae. Gene Ontology annotation, biological process: base-excision repair. Gene Ontology annotation, cellular component: nucleus. The coding region runs from base 1 to 705 and encodes 234 amino acids. Gene Ontology annotation, molecular function: phosphoric diester hydrolase activity; DNA-(apurinic or apyrimidinic site) endonuclease activity; double-stranded DNA 3'-5' DNA exonuclease activity. The transcript has a single exon. The record is from RefSeq and is a predicted model, not a curated record.
AUGAAGCUCCUCUCUUUUAAUGUUAGAGGUCUGGGGAGUAAUGUGAAGAAAAGAGAAAUUAGAGAAAUUGUUCGGAAAAUGGAAAUAGACGUGUGUUUUGUUCAAGAAACGAAAAGAGAGAUAUUGGGGCUCUGGGAACUCAAGAUGAUUUGGGGUGGUGAGGAUUUUGGGUAUGCGGAGCAGAGUGCGGAAGGGAGGUCCGGAGGUAUACUUACUAUUUGGAACGAAAAAAAAUUUGUCGCUUCGAGUCACUGGGAGAUUCCAGGGGCCCUGAUUGUUAACGGAUUUUGUCGUAUUGGUAAUCUUGCCUGCUGCCUGGUUAACGUUUACGCUGCUCAAAAUCCGAGCGAAAAGGAAAUUUUAUGGGAUACUAUUGGGAUGAUGUUAGGGCAGAAUAGAGAGGCUUGUGUUUGUGUUGCAGGUGAUUUCAACGCAAUUAGAGCAGCAGAGGAAAGGAGUGGGAGGGGGCUUCAAUUCUCGCCGAGAGAAAUGAGGGUUUUUGAUAAUUUUAUUACAGGAAAUGCAUUGGAGGAUAUUCGGUUGCAGGGAAGGGGUUUCACAUGGUACCAACCACAAGGCUUGUGCAAAACGAAAUUAGAUAGAUUCCUUGUGAAUGACAAGUGGCUUCCACACUUGGGCGCACUCAAAAGCAAGAGGAUUACGAAGAUCGGUGUCGGAUCAUUGCCCAAUUCUACUGGAUACUAA